AUGCACUUACAUUUCUUCGUUAGGCCGACUCGACGUGUGGCUCUUGAUUGUGAAUUUGUAGGGGUCGGCUUAGAUGGUCGCGAAGAUGUACUGGCGCGUGUCUCUCUGGUCAACCAACAUGGCCAAAUCCUGCUCGAUCUAUAUGUCAGGCCUAAGGAACGCGUUGUUGAUUUCCGUACCCGAGUUUCGGGCAUCCGAUCAAGUGACUUGCGCUCAGAUGGACCAGCAGUUACUUUUGAAGAAGCCACAUCGAGGCUAGCGGAACUACUCAAAAACCGGAUCCUAAUAGGUCAUUCUCUUACCAAUGAUUUCAAGUUUAAUCUCCACUAA
Protopolystoma xenopodis is the source of this 330-nucleotide messenger RNA. The record is from the annotation of a GenBank genome assembly. NCBI's taxonomy places the organism in Eukaryota, Metazoa, Platyhelminthes, Monogenea, Polystomatidea, Polystomatidae.